UAUCAAAUCAAAAUUGCCUCUGACGCCAGAGAAAAACGACGUCGCUUAGCGCUGUGCCCACACUUCGCCGCCAAACAGUUGUAAAGCGCGCUCCGUUCUUUUCAGUCGAACGGGGAAGAAGGUAGCAGAAAAAGGAGACCCAAACCCUAACCCUAGCUGGAGAAUUGAAGAGUACAUGGCAUCUUCCAUGGCGUUCGCAGACUGUUCAACCUCCGCUCCUACUCGAACCUUCCUAUUCAGCAGACUCAGACCCCGCAGAGGCCUCCCCUCUAUCCCACCACAUCUCCUUCGAGGACUCCCAGUAGCUGGUUUCCGGCUCCCCAGCCUUCGUAUAACAAACUCACCGUCCUCCUUUCCUAAAGGGAAUGCUUUUCUUCGAAACAAACAGGGUUUCAGACAUUUUAGACCGUUUACAGUUUUGGCAAGUGUUUCCGCUUCUGAAGCUGCAAUAUCUACAGAGGCCUCUGCUAUGGUAAUUGAUGGGAAAUCAAUUGCCAAGGAAAUAAGACAUGAGAUAACUACUGAAAUAUCAAGAAUGAAGGAUGAAAUUGGUGUCAUUCCUGGGCUAGCAGUUAUUCUGGUUGGGGAUAGGAAGGAUUCUACAACUUACGUUCGUAACAAGAAAAAGGCUUGUGAAUCUGUAGGGAUCAAGUCUUAUGAAGUGUGCUUGCCUGAGGACUCCACGGAAGAAGAAGUGCUUAAGUUCAUCUCAGGCUUUAAUGACGAUCCUGAAGUUCAUGGCAUCCUUGUUCAAUUGCCUUUACCUUCUCAUAUGAAUGAGCAGAACAUCUUAAAUGCUGUUAGCAUUGAGAAAGAUGUGGAUGGAUUUCACCCAUUGAACAUCGGUCGGCUUGCCAUGCGAGGCAGAGAGCCCUUGUUUGUCCCUUGUACGCCAAAAGGGUGCAUAGAGUUAUUGCAUAGAUGUAACAUUGACAUCAAAGGAAAGCAGGCUGUUGUGAUUGGCCGAAGCAAUAUUGUUGGGAUGCCAGCUGCUCUAUUACUGCUAAGAGAAGAUGCUACUGUGAGUAUAGUCCAUUCCAGAACCAAGAACCCCGAGGAGGUCACAAGCCAAGCAGAUAUCAUCAUCGCAGCUGUAGGACAACCAAACAUGGUGAGGGGUAGCUGGAUAAAGCCGGGUGCUGUAAUCAUUGAUGUUGGAAUAAAUCCGGUAGAGGACGCAACAAGUCCUCGGGGUUAUAGGUUGGUUGGAGAUGUUUGUUAUGAGGAGGCCUGCAAGAUAGCUUCUGCUGUUACUCCAGUUCCUGGUGGAGUCGGUCCAAUGACUAUAGCAAUGCUCCUGUCCAAUACUCUCAGCUCAGCAAAGAGGAUGCACAACUUCCAGUGACAAAGCUGCAGUUCCUUGGGGAUAAUUUAUUUAAUUUAAACAGAGUACCCCAGCCUAAUGCUUUUAUUUUGUUCAAGCCAAACUGUUUCUCAGGAUGCAUUCCAACCUGGAUCUUGUUCCUUGCUAAUAAUCAAGAAAAACAAAUUUCUAGAUCA
Messenger RNA from Vitis vinifera (wine grape), 1500 nucleotides. RefSeq names its product bifunctional protein FolD 4, chloroplastic. Gene Ontology annotation, biological process: tetrahydrofolate interconversion. The coding region runs from base 176 to 1345 and encodes 389 amino acids. The transcript has 6 exons. The record is from RefSeq and is a predicted model, not a curated record. Gene Ontology annotation, cellular component: cytosol. NCBI's taxonomy places the organism in Eukaryota, Viridiplantae, Streptophyta, Magnoliopsida, Vitales, Vitaceae. Gene Ontology annotation, molecular function: methenyltetrahydrofolate cyclohydrolase activity; methylenetetrahydrofolate dehydrogenase (NADP+) activity.